AUGCCGAGCGAAUUAGCCCCUUCCCGCUGGGUAGUGCUCGAUACUGGUGCUCUAAUUGCCGGCACUGAUACUCUUUACGCCCUGGCCAGUCUAACCGACCCCAACACCAACGACCCUCUCCCUCUACUUCCCGUUGACGAGCGAGUCACCUUCUACAUAACGCCCGACGUCGCCUCUGAAGUGCGCGAUGCCCGAGCGCGCGCCCGCCUGCAGGCUCUCGACCGUCUGGGUUGCGUCGAGCAGCGCGUCCCCUCGCGCGAGGCAGUUGCCGCCGUCGUGCAAGCCGCGAAGAAUGCGGGCGAUUACAGCGUCUUGUCUGCGGCCGAUUUGAGAGUCCUAGCGCUUACGUGGAUGCUGGACGUCGAGAGGAACGGUACCAAGUACUUGAAGCAAGUUGCCCAAGCUCCUGUCGUAGGGGAGAUUAGAACGGCCCCGGGGGUCGGGUUUGAGGAAGUUGACAGAUGGGAAGCGGAUGGGAGGGAAAGGAGGGAGAAGGAAGAGGCGGAAAAGGACGGCUGGACUACGGUCUCGACUGCCAAACCGGAGCAGCCGAAAAAGGCGAAGAAGAGGAAGAGCAGAAACAGGAAGCGCGCGCAAGUGGAAAAGCCGCAGGUCGAUACAGUAAGCGCUGCUACAGAGCUUGUGUUUAAUGUGAAUGAUGACAGCAAGGAGAAAGUCCUGGGGCUGGCGACUGAAGCAGAAGGUCAGGCCCUUUCAGUCUCCAAACCAGAGAAUAGGCGGGUGGAUGGACAACUGGCUGCAACCGAGGCAAGCGAGGUCUCUCCACCCGGGGUAUCUUCCGAGUUUCAUGUUGCGGAGGAGGCAGUUCAGGACGCAGGACUCACACAUGCUGAAGAUGACAGCAGAAUAGGGCAGGUCAGCUCCGGCUUGGAAGAGGAAAUAUCAGAUGACGACGGCGUUGGAUGGAUCAACGAAGAGAACGUCGAAGAGCAUCUCGCCCGUGACGGAGGUGAAGAGGAGAUGACUAAAGAGGAUCGAAUGCGCGUCGCCUGUGUCACAACUGACUUUGCUAUGCAGAAUACGAUGCUUCAAAUGGGUCUGAAGUUACUCUCAGUUGAUGGACGUCGCACAAUCCGUCAGAUUAGAAGAUUUGCUUUACGCUGCCAAUCAUGUUCUAGUGUUACUCGCGAAUUGCACCGCAAGUUUUGCGAGAAGUGCGGUAACGCGACGCUUCACCGCGUUGCGUUCAAGGUGAAUAAGAAGGGCGUUGCGCGUGUCUUUUUGAACCCCAAGAAGAAGGCUAUUCUCAGGGGAACUAAGUAUCCUAUCCCAUUGCCACGAGGUGGGCGACACAACACAGAUCUCAUAUUGACCGAGGAUCAGAUAGAUCCCGUGAAGCAGAAGCGGAUAGAAAAACAACGAGAGAGGCUGAAUGUUGAUGUCCUUGAUCCGAGCAACUUUUAUAAUGCUGGGGCACGAUUUAACCCUCACGACAGACCAGUUGUUGUUGGAUAUGGGAAGCGAAACCCAAAUCAAGUAAGGCGGGCUCGGAAAGGGAAGCGGUAG
Molecule: messenger RNA, 1527 nt
Organism: Chondrus crispus (carragheen)
Lineage: Eukaryota; Rhodophyta; Florideophyceae; Gigartinales; Gigartinaceae
Exons: 1
Coding region: 1-1527 (508 amino acids)
Biological process (GO): ribosomal small subunit biogenesis; maturation of SSU-rRNA
Cellular component (GO): preribosome, small subunit precursor
Molecular function (GO): RNA endonuclease activity
Source: RefSeq, a predicted model, not a curated record